CGGCAAACCCGACAGUUGUUUGAGGCAAUGCCUUCCUCCCGCAAGGCCCUCAUCGUCGGCGUGUAAGAUGCACCACACAAUGUCAUUCAUUACGCAGCCAACUCCAAACUGAUGGCCAGCGUGGGGUGUGUACGUGUGGUUCAGGACGUACCAGGAUGUGCCAAGCCCUGAAGUGCCGUAUGUCUGACAUGAGCAAAGCUCGGUCGCCCACAUCUGCAGUGACACAUCAGUGUUUCCCUUUCAUGCAGACGGUGCUGGGGCACUGCCCGUGACGCCCAGCUCUACAGUGCUCUCUUGCAGAAGCACUACAGCUUCGACAGCAGGGACAUCCGGCUGCUCGUCGACACACAUGAGACGAGAUACCUGGACUGCCGGCCGACCAAAGCCAGGGUGCUCGACGGGAUGUGCUGGCUGGUCGACGGCGCACAGACCGGCGACACCCUCGUCUUCGCAUUCAGCGGCCAUGGCACCCACAUUCAGGUUGAGGAUGGAGGCAAGAUGGAGGACCACAGUCAGUAUGAGUGUCUGGUUGUCGAGGACGAUGUUCUGCUGCUCUCGGAGAUGUACACAAGCCAACAACACACACCACACACAACACCAUACAGGCAUCAGACACGUGUGUUCUGGCGUUCUCAUAUUCUCCGUCAUCAGAUGGGCCGCCACCCACCAGCUGCCCCCUGGCUGCAUGAUGACCUGCUUCAUGGACACCGCACACGCACUGCGGACCCUCGACGUGCUCGGGACGUGCUCACACGCCCGCCACAUCCCCAGGGGAAUGCCGCCUCAGGCCGAGGGCUUGAGGCACUUGGCGGCGAGGCAGUGGCCGGCCUGGUUCGCCCCCCACUUGUACCCCGCCAAAGCCUUGGGGCUGUUCCCUGAUGGAGUCAAUGGGUUUGUCUUCGCUGCAUGUGCGCCGCGACAGACCGCACAAGAAGUGCAUUCGUACGGGGACGGCGAUGGCCAUCCACAGGUAAGGAAGUAGGCGAUGGAUGGCAGAGACACACACGUACGUGUCUUGAUGGCUGCGAUGAUUGCUUGUCUGUCUGUCUGUCGGUGUAGGGUGCACUGACACUUGCCGUCGCUACUGUGUUGGAUCAUCUGUGUGGGCGGCCGGUGUGUAUUGGCGACGUGUUCCGGGAAGUGGAGGCCGUCUUUCGUUGCUACUAUCAGCAGAAUGUCCUGCACUGCCCGCAGACACCUUUGCUAGCCCACAGCAGAACCUCACUACCAUCAGAGUGCUCAUUCAUUCUCCCUACCACUGGUAUGUAUGCGCUCAUGUCUCAGACACAGACGUGUCAGACUGUCUGACAGGUCUGUGUCUCACUGUCUUUGCUUCUUCUGUUGCAGCUUACGGCCCCGACGGCCAUACCAAGUUCCAGCCCCUCCCUCCCCUCUGCCUCACACCACACGUCAUGCGGUCACGCCUCCCAGCCAUGACCAUGGCACCGCCAAGCCAACAGCACCCGCCCCCGCCUCCCCCUCUGCUGGACAUGCACCCACCACCCACACGGAUGCCCCCGUCAUCGCUCUCGAGCUACGUGCCGCCGUCCAAGAGGCCGCGUGCACCGCCGCUCUCUCCCUCGUGUUGUGGGUGCCGCAGGAAGCCCUCUGUGCCGAGGCUGGAACUGACAGCGGCCAAGCUGGAGAGGGAGAUGACAAUGCUGCAGAAGGAGAUAACCGACCUAGAGAUGAAACUCACGGCCAAGACCAAGGCGUUCGAGCACAAGGUCAUGUCUCUGCAGACAGUGAGACGCUCCCAGUCGGUCCCGGUGCUGCCCAUGACCACCAGGAGCUUCCGCCCACCACCACAGCAGCAGCAGGAGAGAGGGGCCAUACAUCCGCUCCCACAUCACCCACACCUAAAUGCGGAGAGGGAACAGCCCGCACUGUUGGUGGGUCAUCGGAUGCGCCAACUGGAUUCUUUCCCCGACCAUCUGCCGAGGGCCACGCUCGAGACGGGAGCCAUAUGGGUGACAUGUGUUGACGGGUCACGUGUGUUGAUUCACCCGCCAGUGCCCACCAUCUUCCCACACACAGCACAGGGAGGGGAGGGGGAUCUGGUGGCCUGAGUGAGGGAGGAGGGUGGAGUGGGCAGUUGAAGGUGGUAGGACUGACAUGUGAUCUGUGGCCUGCCUGGCUCUAGGUAUAGGGACAAUAUAUCGGACUCUGUGCACUGACUGACGCAUUGGAUUGAGCGAUAAGAGAUUAC
Vitrella brassicaformis is the source of this 2209-nucleotide messenger RNA. NCBI's taxonomy places the organism in Eukaryota, Vitrellaceae. The record is from the annotation of a GenBank genome assembly.